UCUCCGCUCUCACAGACCGCGCGCAACCUCCACCUUGUUCGGCGCGCGUGUCAAUAGUUUCUCUGACAACUCUGGCACAGCGCUAUUUUGCCGGAGGUCACAAGAAGGUUGGACACAUUUCUAUGUUGGUGGGUGUGUGUGGUUAUUUUUAUAUAUGUGUUUAAAGGAAGGAGCGGUUUGGUUUUUUUCCUCCCGUACUUUUCAGCGCGCGUCACCAUUUCCUCCAAAAACGAGUCGGACUUUUUAGCGCGAGCUUCUCGGGUGCUCCACAGCAAGCGAAUAAUCGGCGCGGUCGUGGGCAUCAUCAUGAUCGUGGCGCUCAUCAUCGCGAUUCCGUUUAUGGUCCAGACCUCUGUGGUUUCUGCGCACUACGAGAUGAUGGGCACCUGCCGGAUGAUCUGUGAUCCGUACAACCCCAAACCGAGCGCCACGGCGCUGGAGGUGAUGCAAGAUCUCAGUGCCAUCCCACCAUCUUUCGCUCAGGGGACCAGAGGUGAACCGGGCCGGCCAGGCAAACCGGGCCCAAGGGGUCCACCUGGCGAGCCUGGCCCACCAGGUCCUAGGGGACCACCCGGAGACUCCGGGAGACCUAGAUUCACCAGCAUCGCUUCGGGAACGGCGAGAACUGAGACGGGAGACGUUGGCCCAGCCUUAGGGAACGUUAAGAUCGCCUUUUAUGUAGGUCUCAAGAACCCUCACGAGGGCUACGAGGUGCUCCGGUUUGACGAUGUAGUGACAAACGUUGGAAAUCACUACGACCCAACAACUGGCAAGUUUACGUGCCAAGUGUCCGGAAUUUACUACUUCACCUAUCAUGUGCUGAUGCGCGGAGGGGACGGCACAAGCAUGUGGGCAGACCUUUGUAAAAACGGACAGGUUCGUGCAAGCGCCAUCGCUCAAGACGCCGAUCAGAACUACGACUACGCGAGCAACAGCGUCGUGCUGCACCUGGACUCUGGCGACGAGAUAUAUGUCAAACUCGACGGCGGAAAAGCGCACGGAGGCAACAACAACAAAUACAGUACAUUUUCCGGUUUCAUUCUGUAUCCAGACUAAAUACUUCUGCUUAAAUUGAUUUAUCAUUGAACUCCUCUCUCCGCGCGGGUCGGCACCUAUCUGCACUGUCAUUGGGAAUAUAAGGGUCAUCCGCACUCAGCGCCUAUGUGAGAAAGAGUAUGUUGUCUGUAUUCAUCCCUUUCUGUCUAAAGAAGUAUAGUGUUUGGCAAGUAUACCCAAUUAAACGAAACGUUAGCAUAUCAGUAUUGUUAUGGGUGUUUGCUCAAACGAUAUUUUUGUCCUGUACAGCUAAAAAGUUCAUUGUCAACGUUUAUGAACAUAUGCUUUUUUUUUUUAAGAGUUGUGCUUUAAUAAGUGGCCCCUUGUGCAACACAAAGCAUUACUGGUAUUAAAUGGUUUGGUUCAUGUAUGGACAAAUUUAUUAAAAUGUAGUAGGCGUUUUUCUCUAAUGCUGGCAUCCUAAUUUAAACAAGUGUAAACAAACAAUUUUUUUUAAACAUUUGAGCUCCUUGGAUAAAUGCACUCACAAAUUAAAUUCCUUUAAAUGUCAUUUUCAUAAAUAUAUUGGUCACGUGCUAUUGCAGAAUGGCUUUGUUUUAAAACUAUGGUUGAGCA
Myxocyprinus asiaticus (Chinese sucker) is the source of this 1632-nucleotide messenger RNA. Its product is annotated as complement C1q-like protein 2. Gene Ontology annotation, molecular function: protein binding. NCBI's taxonomy places the organism in Eukaryota, Metazoa, Chordata, Actinopteri, Cypriniformes, Catostomidae. The record is from RefSeq and is a predicted model, not a curated record. Bases 307 to 1056 code for a protein of 249 amino acids. The transcript has 2 exons.